AUGGAAGAAGACGGGGAGAGUAUUCUUAAGGAAGACGAUUAUUAUCAAUUACUAAAUGUUUCGAAAACGGCAGCUCCAGAGGAAAUAAACAGUGCCUACAGGAGAUUCUCCCGCAUGUUUCAUCCUGACAAACACAGUACAGAUCCUAAUAAACAGAAAUGGGCAGAACAGAUAUUUAACAAAGUCAAAGAAGCUUACGAAGUGCUUUCUGAUCCUCACAAAAGAGCUAUCUAUGAUACAUUAGGCAAGAGAGGCUUGGAAGUUGAUGGUUGGGAGAUAAUUUUCCGCACUCGUACACCUAGAGAAAUAAGGGAUGAGUAUGAAAGGUUAAAAAGAGAAAGAGAAGAGAGAAGACUUCAACAAAGCGCAAACCCCCGAGGCACAAUAACCCUUUCCAUAAAUGCAACGGAUAUGUUCACUAAAUAUUAUGAUGAGUAUGAAAUUUUGGAAGAACCAUCUCUAUUUCCCAGUAUUGAAGUGUCCGGUAUGACAAUACAACAAUCAAUAGACGCUCCUGUCACUCUAAGAAAUACUGCAACUCUAUCAGGAAACAUAUCUACUCAGAAUGGAAUUGGAAGUGGUUCAGUGAAUAUAUCAAACCGGCAUCUAAGUUCAGAGAGAGGUUGGACAGAGUUAGAAUGCGGUAUCGGUAAUGGCCCAGUAUUAGGAUUUAAGAUAUUCCGAACCAUUUCAAGACUCAUGUUCGUUAACUGCGGUACCGGGUUGCAAUUUACACCGCGAGGUAUUGUUCCUACUCUUGUGUCAACUAUGGCCCUACAAUUAGACGCUCAUUCAGUUGGCUAUCUAACCUACAGAGGGGGAGGCCAAGGAGGAUCAUCAAUGACAACGACAUAUGUCAGAGACUCGGAGAAGUACCACUUGAACUCGGCAAUACAAAUUGGAAGCCCACACUCUUUUAUAUCAUUCAAUGUUAUGAGAAAGCUCCCACAGCAUGAUAUGAAAUUAAGACUCGCUCUGAAAUUCGGUACCUUCGGUGCUAUAGCAGAAUACGGUGCUGAGAAGAAAGUGUCACAAAACACCAGUGUGUCGGCGGCCGUUAUGUUGGGUGUGCCCAGUGGAGUAAUGCUUAAACUCAAGUGGUCGUGUGCAUCACAAACGAUAGUAGUGCCAAUACACCUGUGUGAGGAAGUGAUACCAGCGCCCGUGUUCUACGCAACAGUUGUCCCCAUGGUUUCGUGGUUGAUGCUGAAGAAAUUGAUUCUGGAUCCCAUGGCGAGGGAGCGAGACGAGAGACAACGGCAGCGGUCGAUGGAAGCUAAUUUUGAAAGAUUACAAGAAAUGCAAAGGCAAGCUAGAGCAACUGUAGAACUAAUGAGGGAAACUUACUCGAGAAACAGGAGCGACGAGGAAAAGAAGAGGGGUCUUGUUAUAUUAAAAGCCUUGUAUGGGAAACUUCCAUCAGGUGCAUCUAGUCACGAAACGGCCGCUGAAGAGAUCGGCGACGGCGCCACUGAGCCCCCUAGUCCUUACAGUGACGUGAUUGACGUCACAAUACCACUACAGUGCCUCAUAAGAGAUUCCCGCCUGGAACUUCUGGAAGCUAGCAAGUCCGAUCUGCCCGGAUUCUAUGAUCCCUGCGCAGGCGACGAGAAACACCUCACGAUUCGGUAUAUGUUCCAUAACAACUUGCAUGUAUGCACGGUCUCUGAUAAGGAAGCUGUUGUACUGCCUAGGACUGUGCAUCGAAUAAAAAACAGAUCCUGA
Messenger RNA from Leptosia nina, 1725 nucleotides. NCBI's taxonomy places the organism in Eukaryota, Metazoa, Arthropoda, Insecta, Lepidoptera, Pieridae. The record is from the annotation of a GenBank genome assembly.